Messenger RNA from Nannizzia gypsea CBS 118893, 324 nucleotides. RefSeq lists its product as hypothetical. The record is from RefSeq and is a predicted model, not a curated record. The transcript has 2 exons. The coding region runs from base 1 to 324 and encodes 107 amino acids. Lineage: Eukaryota; Fungi; Ascomycota; Eurotiomycetes; Onygenales; Arthrodermataceae.
AUGACCGAGCCAGAGGACCUCGAGGAGGAUCUCUUUGCUGACCUCUAUGAUGCCGACGAGACCCCAGCAACAUCCGCACCUCCUGCCACUGUACAAGCACAAUCUCAGCCUCCCCCUUCUACCAAGACGGAAGUAGUGGAAACACCCAACUCUACACAGCCUACUGUGACUCAGCAGCUGCAGCCUGCUCAAGAGCACAAAUUGGAGCAGCCACCAGCCCAAAAUGGUGCUCAGGGAACACCGACAGUUGCGGAUACGAGUAGUGGUGGACAUGCUUCGAAUGAGCCUGAAAACCAAGGGACAGGUAUAAAAGAAGACGGGUAA